GGGGGCCGGGUCCUGACGCUUAGCACCAUGAACCCCGCGAUCCGCCUCGUGGAGUACGCCGUGCGGGGCCCCAUCGUCACCCGGGCUCUGCAGCUGGAGCAGGAUCUGCGGCAGGGUGUCCCCAAGCCCUUCACCGAGGUCAUCAAAGCCAACAUCGGUGAUGCCCACGCCAUGGGGCAGAAACCCAUCACCUUCCUCCGCCAGGUGACAGCCCUGUGCCUAUACCCGGAGCUCCUGGCCAGCCCCAACAUCCCCGAGGACGCCAAAGCUCGUGCCCGGCGCCUGCUGGCAGCUUGUGGUGGCCAAAGUGCCGGGGCCUACAGCACCAGCCCUGGCAUUGAGCUGGUGCGGGGGCACGUGGCCAAGUUCAUCGAGCGCCGCGACGGCAUCGCCGCCAAGGCCCAGGACAUCUUCCUGUCCACCGGCGCCAGUGAUGCCAUCGUGAGCAUCUUGAAGCUGCUGGUGGCCGGGGAAGGUCGGACCCGGACCGGGGUGCUGGUGCCCAUCCCUCAGUACCCUCUGUACUCGGCAGCCAUCGCUGAGCUCAGCGCUGUCCAACUCAACUACUACCUGGCCGAGGACAAAUGCUGGGCCUUGGACGUGACCGAGCUGCGGCGCGCGGUGACCGAGGGACGGCGUCACUGCUGCCCCCGCGUCCUCUGCAUCAUCAACCCUGGCAACCCCACCGGACAGGUCCAGAGCCGCCAGUGCAUCGAGGAUGUCAUCAAGUUUGCCUACGAGGAGAAGCUCUUCCUGAUGGCUGACGAGGUCUACCAGGACAAUGUCUACGCUGAGGGCUCAGCUUUCCACUCCUUCAAGAAGGUCCUGUUUGAGAUGGGGCCACCAUACUCUGAGGGGGUGGAGCUGGCGUCCUUCCACUCCAUCUCCAAGGGCUUCAUGGGAGAGUGCGGAUUCCGUGGUGGCUAUGUGGAGGUGGUGAACAUGGACCCUGAGGUCCACCAGCAGUUGUCCAAGUUGGUUUCGGUGAGGUUGUGUCCACCAGUGCCAGGGCAGAUCCUGCUGGACGCUGUCGUUGAUCCACCACAACCUGGGGAGCCAUCAUAUGAACUCUUCAUGGCUGAGAAGAAGGAGGUCCUCAGCAACCUGGCCCACAAGGCACGGCUGACCCAGGAGAUCUUCAACCGCACCCCUGGGAUCUCCUGCAACCCGGUGCAGGGCGCCAUGUACUCCUUCCCCCGCAUCCACCUCCCGCCCCGCGCCUGCGCCGCCGCCAAGGAGCAGGGCCAAGCCCCGGACAUGUUCUUCUGCAUGAAGCUGCUGGAGGAGACAGGGAUCUGCGUGGUGCCAGGCAGCGGCUUUGGGCAGCAAGAGGGCACCUUCCACUUCCGGAUGACCAUCCUGCCACCUACUGAGAAGCUCAAGAUCCUGCUGGAGAAGCUCAGCAGCUUCUACACCAAGUUUGUCAAGGAGUUCUCCUAACACCAACAUCAGCCCCUGGCACCCCCAGCACCCCCACCAAGGCCUGGGUGCUACCGGCUGGACCCCUGCCCUGGGAUGUUCUUGGUGGUCUUCAAGUGCCUUCAACCUCUUCAUGCCUUUUGGGUGGGAUGUGAGGACUCCUCAUGUCCAGGGGCUGGUGUCCCCCCACCCUCCUCUCCCCAUGUUCCCUCAAGAGACAGCAAGUGUAGGGGGAAACCCCCAGCGUUCACUCCAGCAAUAAAAGGUCAGUGACCAC
Indicator indicator is the source of this 1696-nucleotide messenger RNA. RefSeq names its product alanine aminotransferase 2-like. Gene Ontology annotation, molecular function: pyridoxal phosphate binding; L-alanine:2-oxoglutarate transaminase activity. The transcript has 11 exons. Lineage: Eukaryota; Metazoa; Chordata; Aves; Piciformes; Indicatoridae. The coding region runs from base 28 to 1440 and encodes 470 amino acids. Gene Ontology annotation, biological process: biosynthetic process. The record is from RefSeq and is a predicted model, not a curated record.